This is a messenger RNA of Danio aesculapii, 1454 nucleotides long. It is a transcript of the gene npy4r, whose product is annotated as neuropeptide Y receptor Y4. Gene Ontology annotation, cellular component: neuron projection; plasma membrane. Gene Ontology annotation, molecular function: neuropeptide binding; neuropeptide Y receptor activity. The record is from RefSeq and is a predicted model, not a curated record. The transcript has 2 exons. Gene Ontology annotation, biological process: G protein-coupled receptor signaling pathway. The coding region runs from base 132 to 1265 and encodes 377 amino acids. NCBI's taxonomy places the organism in Eukaryota, Metazoa, Chordata, Actinopteri, Cypriniformes, Danionidae.
GUGUUGAGGUAGAACAUCUGGAGUUGGCUGAAUCAGACUGUUUUUUCCCCUCGACUGCCUGACAGCAAUCUGCUGUAGAAGACACAGACUCCCAAGAUGAUUUGCUGUCUGGAGCUAUCCUGAGGUGGCCAAUGCCGUCGGCUCCCUUUGACAUGCCGUUGUGGCAGGCGCUCCUAAACUCCACACUCACCCACAAUCAAAGCAACAGUAGUCUGUUCCUGCUUGACGUCCCCUGCUGGCAAUCCAGCACCAUGACACUCACACUAGUGCUAUGCUACUGCCUGGUGCUUAUUUUGGGCUUGCUCGGUAACAUCCUCCUCAUUUGCAUUAUUAUGCACCAGCGGGACCCUCCAAACGUCACUAGCAUCCUCAUUGCCAACCUGUCGGUCUCUGACAUCCUAGUGAGCGUGUUCUGCCUUCCCUUCACUGUGGUUUACACGCUCAUGGACCACUGGAUUUUCGGUGCGCUGCUAUGUCGCCUGAUGCCAUUUGUGCAGUGCGUGUCUGUCACAGUUUCGGUUCUGUCCCUAGUGUUGAUUGCACUUGAAAGGCAUCAGCUCAUCCUGCACCCGUCUGGCUGGAAGCCGAGCGUCCCACAAGCAUACAUUGCCGUUUUGACUGUGUGGCUCUUGGCUUGCGUAACAUCAUUACCGUUCCUGGCGUUUCACUUGCUCACCAGCGAGCCGUACAGUCUGUUUCCAGCGCCGCUCAGUCAGCUGCAAGUAUGUCUGGAAGUUUGGCCUUCUCAAGAGCACAAACUUGCCUACACCACCAGCCUGUUGCUAUUCCAGUACUGCUGUCCUCUGCUCCUCAUGCUACUCUGCUACCUUCGCAUCUUCCUCCGGCUGCAGCGCAGAGAGCGCAUGCUGGAGCGCCAGUGCAGCCGCAAUAGAGAGGAUGAACACAGGCGUGUGAUGCACAGCAAACGCAUAAAUGUUAUGCUUGCCACUUUGGUGGCUGCGUUUGCCGUGUGCUGGCUGCCUUUAAAUGCCUUCAAUGUGGUGGCAGACUGGCACCAGGAGGUGCUGCCCGUGUGCAACCACAAUCUGCUGUUUUCACUCUGUCAUCUGCUGGCCAUGAGCUCCACCUGCGUCAAUCCCAUCAUCUAUGGAUUCCUCAACAGCAACUUCCGCAAGGACGUGGCCUCCGUGGUGCUACACUGCCAUUUUCAGCCACUAGAGGACAGCUACGAACACUUUCCAAUGUCUACAAUGAACACUGAUGUGUCGCGGACAUCUUUUAGACUCAGAAACAAUUCUGUGUAAUUGUGCUAAUCAAUUUAUGAUUGUGAAUGACAUUAAAACCAGUAUUUAGUUUGAAUUUACAAUGAGUGUCCACUGCAGUGCCAAACCUUUUACACAGAUUCCAGCCUUAUGAUUAAAUUACAUUUUACUAAAGGAGGAAGUUCAAUGAAAAGUUGAAAUUCUGUUAUUAAUUAUUCACUUUUGUGUUGU